AUGGAGCCGUUGAUCGAGAUACGAAGCAGAUUGAGGAAGUCGAGCCAGGAUCUUUUACAGUUGAAGUUGUAUCAGAGCGCGCGAUGGUCUUCGGAAGCGCUGAUAGGAAUGUGUGAGGGAGGGGUAGAAGACACGACGGCGGAUGAGGGAUCACCGCUGCGGAACCGGCGUGGCAAGGGCGACACAGGGAUACAGGUAUCUAUGGACAGUGAACCGUUCGGUGAGAGGCAAUACGAUUUGUUUCUCCUUGCGUCGAGCUUGUUUGACUGCAAAGAGUACGACCGAUGUGCGUACUUCCUCCGGAACGAGAAGCAUCCGCGGUUGAAGUUCCUCCGGCUCUAUAGCCGGUUCAUGUCAUGGGACAAGAAGACGCAGGAGUCGAGCUCCGAUGUGCUCACGAAGCCGGCGGACAUUGCGCAGAAGGACCCAGGGGUUGGUACGAACGUCGUGGACUGGAUCGACGAGCGCAACGUGGACACACGCAAGGAGGCGAACAUUCAGUCGCAGAUGGUGGUUGACUUGGGGACUGGAGAGAAGAUCAGCAUCACUUUGAUUUUGCGGGAGCUAGAGCUAUACCUUGUGGAGCAGCUGGCGAACUCCAAGGAGCCCGCGGACGUGGGCUAUGCAUUGUUAUAUUAUCUCCGCGGUAUCUUGGAGAAGAAACAGGGCCUAGCGAGUGAGGCGAUAAAAUCCUUCGUGAGGUCUCUGGAGUUGUACCCUUACAACUGGACGUGUUGGUGCGAGUUGGCGACGUGCAUUACGCGCACGGACGAGUCUCUUCUACUUGUCAAGCAUCUCCGGGACUUGUUCCCAGCCAAUGGUGAGCGCGGAGACAACGCAGUGAUGUUGCGUUUCUUCAAGAUUUCGAUUUUCAAAGACUUUGGAGGCGACUUUGACCACUUCAUGGACGAGCUAGACUAUCUCAUGGGUCUUUUCCCCAACUUCUCCUUCUUGAAAUCCGAGCUUGCCUUAUUGAACUACCACUACAUGGAUUAUGUGAACGCAGAGCUUAUCUUUGACGAAAUAGUCAAGCUAGACCCCUACCGUUUGGAUGACUUGGACAUAUACUCGAAUAUUCUUUACGUUAUCCAGAAGCCCCAUAAAUUAGCAUAUUUGUCGCAGUUCGCGGCGGAUCUCGACGCUUACCGCCCAGAAACGUGUUGUAUUAUAGCGAACUACUUUAGUGCUAAGCAGCAGCACGAAAAAGCAAUCAUGUACUUCCGACGUGCGCUUACUCUCAACAAGACGUGCACCAACGCAUGGACUCUAAUGGGCCACGAGUUUGUGGAAAUGAAAAACUCGCACGCUGCCAUCGAAUGCUACCGCCGUGCGGUAGAUAUCAAUCCCUGCGACUUCAAAGCGUGGUACGGCUUGGGCCAGGCGUACGAGGUCUUGGACCGCCAUCUGUACGCCCUCUACUACCUCCAAAAGGCAUGCUCACUCAAACCCCUAGAUAAGCGCAUGUGGCAGGCGCUAGCAAACUGCUACGACAAGUUAGACAGGCCCAAUCAGGCCAUUAAGUGUUUUCAGCGAGCAUCACAGCUCUCCAACGACCAGGAUAUCACCAUAUUGUAUUAUCUCGCUACUCUGUAUGAGCGAGUCCAGGAUGCCAUCUCGUGCAAGAAUUACAUGUUGAAAUGCAUUGAGGUAGAAAGUGCCAACCAAGGAAUAAUACUGGAUGAAUGUGCCAAGGCGCGCCUCUGGCUAGCUCGCCAUGAGGUAAAGCAUCGGAAUUUCCCCGCCGCAUAUAAUUAUGCAAGUGGUGUCACACACGGCACAUCACAGGAAAUAGAGGCGGCAAGAGUUAUUGCCAGGGAAUGCAGGAAACGAAUGGAAUAUCAAUAG
Eremothecium gossypii ATCC 10895 is the source of this 1845-nucleotide messenger RNA. RefSeq names its product anaphase promoting complex subunit CDC23 (gene CDC23). The transcript has a single exon. NCBI's taxonomy places the organism in Eukaryota, Fungi, Ascomycota, Saccharomycetes, Saccharomycetales, Saccharomycetaceae. Gene Ontology annotation, molecular function: protein binding. Gene Ontology annotation, biological process: cell division. Gene Ontology annotation, cellular component: anaphase-promoting complex. Bases 1 to 1845 code for a protein of 614 amino acids. The record is from RefSeq and is marked provisional.